This is a messenger RNA of Girardinichthys multiradiatus, 3941 nucleotides long. It is a transcript of the gene gnao1b, whose product is annotated as guanine nucleotide binding protein (G protein), alpha activating activity polypeptide O, b. Gene Ontology annotation, cellular component: heterotrimeric G-protein complex. The transcript is spliced from 8 exons. The record is from RefSeq and is a predicted model, not a curated record. NCBI's taxonomy places the organism in Eukaryota, Metazoa, Chordata, Actinopteri, Cyprinodontiformes, Goodeidae. Gene Ontology annotation, molecular function: mu-type opioid receptor binding; GTP binding; corticotropin-releasing hormone receptor 1 binding. Gene Ontology annotation, biological process: adenylate cyclase-modulating G protein-coupled receptor signaling pathway; G protein-coupled dopamine receptor signaling pathway. Bases 611 to 1534 code for a protein of 307 amino acids.
GAAUAGAGGACAAGUGACGGCGGUCGUUUUUGGGACAUUUCAAUUCCAUUAAACCAACACGACUUCCAACAAUGACAUCAGAUCCGACGGCAACAUUUGCCACUUGAACGUUUCUUUCAUUUUAACAAUCUUUCAUUUUAACAAUCUUUCAUUUUAACAAUCUUUCAUUGGAUGUGAUUAGAGCUCGGCAGCUCUGACGUAAACCAGAUUGCAAGCCUGCUAUACCCUCCUGCCCUGCCUGCCUUGGUACAGAUACGCUGAAAGCGCUCAGGCUCGUCAUCAUCAGCGCCGCCCUGUAGAGAGAGAGAGAUACAGGGAGAGAGAAAGCUGGAGACCCCCUCCCCACCUAACAACCCCAACCCUGCAGGCUCUGUCACAACGACCCCACCCCCCAACCCCCUCUGAGCGAGGGCACCGAGCGACAGGCUUGCAUUCACGGAGAGAAGACCGUUCCGGGAUCCCGGCUCUGUUUCGCCCUCAAUCCGGGCCCUAAUGCUGUAGCGGCCAGCGCGGGAGGAGAGAGCGAAGUGAGACGAAACGCAGCGACCGAGAGUCGGCGAGGGACAGGGCGGACUGGGGAGACGACAGGAUUGUUCAUUCGUCAGGAAACAUGGGAUGUACACUGAGCGCCGAGGAGCGCGCAGCUCUGGACCGGAGCAAGGCCAUCGAGAAAAACCUGAAGGAGGACGGGGUGACGGCCGCCAAGGACGUCAAGCUGCUGCUGCUCGGCGGUGGAGAAUCCGGGAAAAGCACCAUCGUCAAACAGAUGAAGAUUAUCCAUGAAGAUGGCUUUUCUGGGGAUGAUGUGAAGCAGUAUAAGCCUGUGGUAUACAGCAACACCAUCCAGAGCUUGGCAGCCAUCCUUCGAGCCAUGGAUUCACUGGGCAUUGAGUUUGGAGACAAGGACCGAAAAGCUGACGCAAAGCUGGUCUGUGAUGUCGUCAGUCGAAUGGAGGACACAGAGCCAUACUCUGCAGAGCUUCUUGCUGCGAUGAAGCGUCUAUGGACCGAUCCCGGGACUCAGGAGUGCUUCAACCGCGCUCGGGAAUACCAGCUGAAUGACUCGGCUCAAUACUACCUGGACAGUCUAGACCGUAUUGGGGCGGCAGACUACCAGCCCACAGAGCAGGACAUUUUGAGGACCCGAGUGAAGACCACUGGCAUUGUUGAAACCCAUUUCACCUUCAAAAAUCUCCAUUUCAGGCUGUUCGACGUUGGUGGUCAGAGGUCAGAGAGGAAGAAGUGGAUCCACUGUUUUGAGGAUGUGACAGCUAUUAUUUUCUGCGUUGCUCUGAGUGGAUAUGACCAGGUGCUCCAUGAAGAUGAAACAACUAACCGCAUGCACGAAUCCCUCAUGCUCUUUGACUCCAUCUGCAACAACAAGUUCUUCAUCGACACAUCCAUCAUCCUCUUCCUCAACAAGAAAGAUCUGUUCGCUGAGAAGAUCAAGAAGUCGCCACUGACGAUCUGUUUUCCAGAAUACACAGGUGAGUCCGUGGACAUUCGUCCUCUCCUCAGCGUCCUGAGCAGAUAAACCGAGUGUCACGUUUUCCCCGCUGUCUCCCCCCUCUUUUCCUCUCCAGGUGCUAAUACUUACGAAGACGCUACUGCAUAUAUUCAGGUUCAGUUUGAGAGUAAGAACCGCUCCCCCAACAAGGAGAUCUACUGUCACCUGACCUGUGCCACAGACACAGGAAACAUCCAGGUAGUGUUUGAUGCCGUCACCGACAUCAUUAUUGCAAACAACCUUAGAGGCUGCGGCUUAUACUGAGGCCCGGAGCCAGAAGCACAGACGUCAUCAUGGAGUGCGUGAGGUGUUAAUAAUGAUGAUUUUGAUGAUUCUUAAAUACAUUAAUAUGUAAUUCUACACGUCCAAAUGGGACCCAAAGAGCUGCCGUCAAACACCACACUGGAUCAUUGUCAUGAUUUGUAUCCCUGUCCUCUUAUUUUAAAUCUAACCCCCCCCCCAGUUUUGUAUUUUAAAAACGUGUUUUUAAGUUGAAUGUUUUGUAAGGCUGGAAGCACCAGAGGUUUAUUCAGGUAAAGCUUUGUCCAGAAACGCAGAGGAGCAUGCUGUCCCAGAACCUUGAGGUGUUGUCGCUCUGAAUACAGCCUCUGGUGCUCCAUGCGUUGAGCUGCUGUGCGUGAAGGUGGAGAUGAUGAUGAUGACGACGGCGUCUUGUGGCUGAUGGGUGUGGACAGAAAGAAAAGGAGUCUGUGUUAACUUUCCUUCAAACUCACACAUGACUGAUUAAGCCUGCAGGUCGGUUCCACUCUGUUUUGCUUUCAAACAUCAUGAAAGAGAGGAUUCUUCUGUUCAGAGCGGCUGCUGGUUGCCACCGAUCAGACAGUAGUAUAAAAAAAGACAGGAAGAGAAAACAUUGGUGCCAACCAUCUGAAAACAACAGAUAGGGGAGUAGAAUCAGAAAUUAUAGGUCAUACUGUUGAUUUAUAUAAUUAAAAUUUUAUCAUAUUGAAUUAUUUAUUUAUGCCUCCUUCUCCUACCUCCCUGAAUGAAUAGCCCAGGGCUGUGAAAAUUUUGCCCCCAUACAGAUUGUAAGGUUUUUGAGCAUAAGGUCUUUAAGCUCACUCUACGGCAUAUUGAUUGAAUUUAAGUCUGGACUUUAACUAGGCCACUACAAAAUCCAUUUCGUUUUUUUUUUUUUUUUGCGCUAUUCGGAUGUGGACUUGGUGGUUUGGUUCAGAUCAUUGUCUUGCUGCAUAAGCCAAGAGUGUUUGAGCUGAAGGUUAUGAACUGAUGGGUGGACACCGUCCUUUAGGAUUUUACUCAUGGAGAACAGAAAUCCUGGAUCCAUCAAAUCCUCCUAAACCCAGAUCAUCACACUACCACCACCAUGUUUGACUGUUGAUUAAUUCUUCUUCUAAAAUGCUGCGUCCGUUUCAUGCCAGAUGUCACAAGACACAGCAUCCAAAAACUUCACACAAUAUUUUCCUAAAAGUCUUGAGGAUCAUCAAGAUAUUUUGAGGAAAAUGUGAGAUGAUGCUUUGUGUUGUUUUUGGUCAGCAGUGGGUUUCAUCUCCUCUAAGGAUCACAUUUUUGUCCAGUCUUUUUCUUACUGUUGAGUCAUGAACAUUAAUUAAGGGAAAAGAGGCCUGUAGUGCUUUAGAUGUUCUUGGUUUUUUGUUGACCUUCUGCAUGAGGCAUUGGUGCACUCUUAAGGGGAAUUAGGGUAGGUUGGCCACUCCUGGGAAGGUUCACCACUGCUCCACAUUUUCUCCAUUUGUGGAUGAUGGUUCUUACUAUUUUACUGGAUUUAAAAAAACUUAGAAAUGGCUUUGGAACUCUUUCCAGACUGCUAAAUAUGAAUUUGUUUCUCGUCGGUUUUUGAACUACCUACUUCAUGUUGUCAAGACAUGAUUUAAAAAACCCAAACAAAAAAAAUACAGAAGAAAUCUGUAAGGGGGUGAAUACUUCUUCCCAGCACUGUAUUUAUUUCCUUUCAUGAAACAACAAGGUGCAGAAGGUGCAAAACAGCUCUGCGACAACAUUCACCUUUUCUGGCUGCUACGUGGCUCUUGGAUGUAAAUCGUGUAGAAAGACAACCUCACCUAAGGUGGUCUUUGUUUGGGGAGUAUUUCUUAUUUAACCCCCUCUUCACCAUCCAUCAUGUUUCUCUGUUUGCAGGGAAAUCAAAAGUACAGUCCCUCAUUUUUACCCAGGAAUUCACCCUCUCAUCCCCUGCUCUCUUUAACCCUUCACAUAUCAGUCAGUCCUCAUAUCCUAUCUCCAUUUUCACCCUAGAAGCACUGUACUGUAUAUAUAUAUUAUGAUUAAACCAGAUUUUUUUUUUUUACUGUGAAUGUUUUUGUGCUGCAACCCCAUCCUAUUCAGUAGUUUAUCGGUUGCUUUCAUGUGGAAUGUUUGUGCUGAGCCAAUCGAAUGUUGUGUUUACAUUAAAGCCACACUUUUCCUAACUAUC